Messenger RNA from Capsicum annuum, 427 nucleotides. RefSeq lists its product as uncharacterized. NCBI's taxonomy places the organism in Eukaryota, Viridiplantae, Streptophyta, Magnoliopsida, Solanales, Solanaceae. The record is from RefSeq and is a predicted model, not a curated record. The transcript has a single exon. The annotation marks the transcript as partial.
AUGCAUGAACAUGUACGUGCUGAUAAACCCAAUGUAUUCAGUAACAACAGCUCAUCUGUUCUCUCUUGUAUACAAACAGCAGUUGAUAUUCCUUCUCAAAGUAGAAAAAUUGAUGCUCCUCCUAAUAUGUUUUUGGGAUAUCCCUCUAACAUGGGGUUGAGACAAAUAAUAGAAGGGAGGAUUAUUAAGAAAGAACCUGUCUAUGGUGGGAAUUCUCCGUUUGCCUUUGGUCCUCACGGCAGUUACUUGGAGUCACGUUCGGCAAUGGGUGAUGCAUUUGUUUCGUCAUUUAGUAGUGUGAAGUCUAACACACAACCUCUUAAUGAACCUCUUCUGGAUGCUGACACUACUUCAUUUGGAUUUCUUGGGGAGAUGCCUCAAAAUUUUGGUUUCUCAGACUUGACUGCUGAUUUCACUAAUAGUUCUG